CCGGAUUCUUAGAGCGGACUCAGAGCUCCACGGUUCCCUACGCGGUUAGCACAUGCGCGAGGGUUCUGCUCCCUUUUCCUCCACUUCCACUAGCCUCUACCGUCCGGGAAGCCGCCGCCACCGCCGCCGAGGAGUCAGGAAGUUCAAGAUGGCCGCCGCGGAGACUCUGUCGCUGCGGGAACAGCCAGAGAUGGAAGAUGCUGAUAAUUCCGAAAAGAGUGUAAAUGAAGAAAAUGGAGAAGUAUCAGAAGACCAGUCUCAAAAUAAGCACAGUCGUCACAAAAAAAAGAAGCAUAAACACAGAAGUAAACAUAAGAAACAUAAACAUUCCUCAGAAGAAGACAAGGAUAAAAAACAUAAACAUAAGCAUAAACAUAAGAAACACAAAAGAAAAGAGGUUAUUGAUGCUUCUGACAAAGAAGGUAUGUCUCCAGCAAAAAGAACUAAACUUGAUGAUUUAGCUUUGCUGGAAGACUUGGAAAAACAGAGAGCCUUGAUUAAAGCUGAACUUGAUAAUGAGUUAAUGGAAGGAAAGGUCCAAUCUGGGAUGGGGCUCAUAUUGCAAGGCUAUGAGUCUGGCUCUGAAGAAGAGGGGGAGAUUCAUGAAAAAGCAAGAAAUGGAAAUAGGUCUAGUACCAGAUCAUCAAGUACAAAGGGGAAACUUGAACUAAUGGACAAUAAAAAUAGUACAAAAAAGCGAAGUAAAAGCAGAUCCAAAGAACGGACUAGACAUAGGAGUGAUAAAAAGAAAAGUAAGGGAGGUGUUGAAAUAGUUAAAGAGAAGACAACUAGGAGCAAGUCAAAGGAGAGGAAAAAGUCCAAAAGUCCAUCCAAGAGAAGUAAGUCUCAAGAUCAAGCAAGGAAAUCAAAAUCUCCUACCCUUAGAAGGCGAUCUCAAGAGAAAAUUGGGAAGGCCAGAUCUCCUGCUGAUGACAAGGUUAAAAUUGAAGAUAAAAGUAGGUCAAAAGAUAGAAAAAAAUCCCCAAUUAUAAAUGAAAGUAGAAGUCGUGAUCGAGGCAAAAAAUCCAGAUCCCCAGUUGACUUAAGAGGUAAAUCCAAAGACAGAAGAUCACGGUCCAAAGAGAGAAAAUCAAAACGGUCUGACACGGAUAAAGAAAAGAAGCCAAUUAAAUCUCCCUCUAAAGAUGCUUCUUCUGGGAAAGAAAAUCGGUCACCCAGUAGAAGACCUGGUCGAAGUCCUAAAAGAAGAAGUUUGUCUCCAAAACAGCGGGAUAAAUCAAGGAGGAGUAGAUCUCCACUUGUAAAUGACAGAAGGUCUAAACAAAGCAAAUCACCUUCCCGAACUCUGUCUCCUGGUAGAAGAGCCAAGAGCCGAUCCUUGGAAAGAAAACGAAGAGAACCAGAAAGGAGACGACUUUCUUCUCCAAGAACACGACCUCGAGAUGAUAUCCUCAGUAGACGUGAAAGAUCAAAAGAUGCCAGCCCAAUCAAUAGGUGGUCUCCAACCCGAAGAAGAGCAAGUAGAUCUCCAAUUAGAAGACGGUCUCGUUCCCCACUCAGACGUAGUAGGUCACCCAGGAGAAGAAGCAGGUCUCCUCGGAGGAGGGACAGAGGUCGGAGGAGCCGGUCACGCUUGAGAAGGCGGUCUAGAUCACGGGGUGGUCGUAGACGGAGGAGCAGAAGCAAAAUAAAGGAAGAUAAAUUUAAAGGAAGUCUUUCUGAAGGAAUGAAAGUUGAACAAGAAUCUUCAUCUGAUGAUAACCUUGAAGAUUUUGAUGUAGAGGAAGAAGAUGAAGAAGCCCUAAUAGAACAGAGAAGAAUACAGAGGCAGGCGAUUGUUCAGAAAUACAAAUAUCUUGCUGAAGAUAGCAAUAUGUCUGUGCCAUCUGAACCAAGCAGCCCUCAGAGCAGUACCUGUACACGGUCACCUUCUCCGGAUGACAUUCUGGAAAGGGUAGCUGCUGAUGUGAAAGAGUAUGAACGGGAAAACGUUGAUACAUUUGAGGCUUCAGUAAAAGCCAAGCAUAAUCUAAUGACUGUUGAACAGAAUAAUGGUUCAUCUCAGAAAAAGCUCUUGGCACCUGAUAUGUUUACCGAAUCUGAUGAUAUGUUUGCUGCCUACUUUGAUAGUGCUCGUCUUCGGGCUGCUGGCAUUGGAAAAGAUUUCAAAGAGAAUCCCAACCUCAGGGAUAACUGGACAGAUGCAGAAGGCUAUUAUCGUGUGAACAUAGGUGAAGUCCUAGAUAAGCGUUACAAUGUGUAUGGCUACACUGGCCAGGGUGUCUUCAGUAAUGUUGUACGAGCCAGAGAUAAUGCAAGAGCCAACCAAGAAGUGGCUGUAAAAAUCAUCAGAAACAAUGAGCUCAUGCAAAAAACUGGCUUAAAAGAACUAGAAUUCCUGAAAAAACUUAAUGAUGCUGAUCCUGAUGACAAAUUUCAUUGUUUGCGACUCUUCAGACACUUUUAUCACAAACAGCAUCUCUGUCUCGUAUUUGAGCCUCUAAGUAUGAAUUUACGAGAGGUGUUAAAAAAAUAUGGUAAGGAUGUUGGUCUUCAUAUUAAAGCUGUAAGAUCCUACAGUCAGCAGUUGUUCUUGGCAUUAAAACUCCUUAAAAGAUGCAAUAUCCUACAUGCAGAUAUCAAGCCAGACAAUAUCCUGGUUAAUGAAUCAAAAACUAUUUUAAAGCUCUGCGAUUUUGGGUCGGCUUCACAUGUUGCGGAUAAUGACAUAACACCUUAUCUUGUCAGUAGAUUUUAUCGUGCUCCUGAAAUCAUUAUAGGCAAAAGCUAUGAUUAUGGUAUAGAUAUGUGGUCUGUAGGUUGUACCUUAUAUGAACUCUACACUGGAAAAAUUUUAUUUCCUGGCAAAACCAAUAACCAUAUGUUGAAGCUCGCCAUGGAUCUCAAAGGAAAGAUGCCGAAUAAGAUGAUUCGGAAAGGUGUAUUCAAAGACCAACAUUUUGAUCAGAACCUCAACUUCAUGUAUAUAGAAGUUGAUAAAGUAACAGAGAGGGAGAAAGUUACUGUCAUGAGCACCAUUAAUCCAACCAAGGACCUGUUGGCUGACUUGAUUGGGUGCCAGCGACUUCCUGAAGACCAACGUAAAAAAGUACACCAGCUAAAGGACUUGUUGGACCAGAUCCUAAUGUUGGACCCCGCUAAACGAAUUAGCAUCAACCAGGCCCUACAGCAUGCCUUCAUCCAGGAAAAAAUUUAAACGAGAUGAAAGAAGCUCCAAGGGUUUGAGUAAUUAAAUACAAAGACUGAAGAAAUUUCACAGCAGUUUAUUAAUGUAUAUAAACUUAUAAAUAUUUCUCCAGCAAAUUUGAGGAAGCAUGAUAUAUUUGAAUUAACACCAAGGGUGAUAUUUCUUUUAGAAAUGUUAGUUAAUCUGUUUUGUGUCUUAUGUGAAAUUUCACUGUAGAACUGUUUUAAUUGCCAAGACUGCACAGAAUUACAGUGCUAAUGUAUAUGGUUGCAGUUCACAUAAAAGACAAAAGCAUCUGUUAUAAAAUGAGUAGUAAUACUGGGUGGUUGAUUUAUUUUUAGCAAACUUGGCUUCAUAUUGGUCUUCGGAUAAAAUGGCCAGCAUAAAUGCUGUUUAUAUUCACGUUUUCCUAGGUGUGUGUGUGCAGGCCACAGCAGCAUGCCCUUGGUGUAGUCAGUGCCGAAAGGGGUCUGUUCCUUCUUGAGCCUGCCUGCAGGGAUGGUCUCCUCUUUUAAAGCAGGUUGUGUACAACAUUCAGUACACUGAAGGCAUAAACCUUCCACUCUUGAACAAAGCAGCUGCUUUUUAAAAGCGAGAAAAGGAAAACGGGGCACAGGCCACUCACCGCCUUCUCCAAGGGGUCUGAUUUGCUGAGACACCAGCUUCACCUUCUUAACAAGGUUAUUUCUGACAGCAUGUGUAGUUAAACAUUUAGCAACGAUUUAAAACAAAAUCCUGUAAAUCAGCUUGGUUUUGCAACACAAAGGAAUUUGUAUUUUUAACAUGGUAGGAGAGCAUUUUCAGAAAUGUAUGUACAUCUUUUCUGUUUGGGUGGUAACAUUAAUGCUUGUCUUCCUGAGCAUUGUGGAAAAUAACCAGAUUUUGGGGGUUUAAAUAAUAUUUUUAAAUUGUAAAUGGGAUUUUUUUAUUCACCCAGGCACCUAAUUACAACAAGCAUGCACAUUUUGGUGCAUUCAAGAAUGGAAAAUCAGAAUAGCAGCAUUCUUCUGGUGGGUUUUGCUCCAUUUAAAGACAUGAACUACAGCCAGGAAGGUGAUAGAUGAUAUAAUAAGCCAACUUUGAAUCUACACCCCGUCUCUUCAUGGUUUAGACUUACUAAAAAUAAAUAAAAGGUGGUUUCCAUCUUCAGGUAGUGAAGCCUUUUAAAUAAGGCAUCACAGGUGCAGCUUGUCUACCUUACCAAAAUGGGUAGUGAUUUUCCCACCAUGACUUACUUUAUUUUGGUGAUAAUAUGCUGCAUAUUCAAGUCUUUGGUAGUUAUUUUCACUCGAAAUAGUUAACAUUUUGAUGCUUCUGGUGAUUUUCAUGACUUCAUUUUAUAUAAUUAUUUAAUAAGUUAACUUCCACUAGAAACAGUUCAUCUUAUGCCUUCAAAACUAUUACCUAUUCUUUAAAAAACAAAGUUGCUUGUUACUUGUUCUUUGUGUUUUAGGUGCAGUUCAGUGGAAGAUGAUGACAGCCAGAAGACAUGAGCUAAGGUUUCUGUCCUAUAAAAGAUUUAAAAAAAAAAAAGAAAGAAAAAAAAAAGGAGUUCUCCAUUUAAUUUUUGUCUAAUUUUUUAGUUUUCAGCAUUAUGAUUUGGGUUUCGUUAAUGUUUGGCACUUAGAAUAGUAGUGCUGUUGUGUUCAUCUGUAAAGUGCUUGUUUUAUCAUGCUUCCUGCCUCCUUCCCCUCCCCCCCAAUAAAAACGGUAGUCAAAUUUAGUGACUCUUUAUGAAAGAGAGAUUCUACAUAACAUAUGGCCAUCAGAAUUGGUUCCUAGGGGUUAUUAGAAAAAUAGAAGCCACCAAAAUCACAUAUAUCAGAAAGUAGUCUUUAGCUUUAGGUAUCUUAUCUCCUUGGCAGAUGCAAAAGAAUAGAAAGCAGAACUUUAAGAACACUGUUACUCAACUCCUUUAAUACUCUAGUCCCCGACUUUCCCUUUUAGUAACUGUUUUUGCGAGUGCUCCAGUCAUGGUCUUAAGAUAGACAAAAUAUUUAGAACCACUGUCCGUUUUUCUUCUAAAGUGAGAGAAGUAGAUCUUUGUUCCCAAAUUUAGCAUUCCUAGAUUUGUCUAUUCUAAAAACCCAUAAACAUUCUUUAUGUACAUGUACAUGAUUUUAUUAGAAUUAAUAAUUUUGCUGAGGCAGAGAUUUGGAACUUUGUAAGACCUCUAUUAGAUGAUGGUCAUAAUUUAGUGAAUUAUUUUAGCCUGCAUUCAUAUUUCAGAGAAGCUGUAUAGUUUUCAGAUAAGUUAAUCUCUGAUGAAGCAUUUGUUUUAUUAUACUUCACAGCAAAAAUAUCCCCUGAUUGUCAGAUGUCAGGGUUCCUAAGUCUUAGGGUCUAACCCUCAAAAAGAUCAUAGUUCUUUCUGUAGUCAGUGGGGAGGUGAGAUCCAGAAAGCAGAUACACUGUGGACCCUGUUCUCUGUGUGAACCUUAUUUUCAAAGUCAUGGUUUAGAGUAUCGAGGUUCGAGUAUCAGGUUGGAGUAUUGAAGUUUUGAAGGAAGGGAACAUCUUAAUUUUAAAGACCUUCCCAGUAUUCACAUUCACCCCUUAGUCCUUAUUAGUUGCAUCCUGUUGAUUCUCCAGUGUAUAACUCAUUCUACUCUACUACUUUCAAAAUAAGUUUGUUUUUAAGAUACUGUAAUUUUUUUCCCAUUAUAAUAACCACCUUUUUUCUCCAAAACAAAUACUCAGGACAUUUCUACAGUACAGAAAGAUGUAUGUUUUAUGGUAUGUGGUAGAGGCAGAGAAAUGUGUAGUGUUCUCAGAACUGUUUCAUAUUUGCAUUCCUUCUACUAUGCUUUACCUGUUCUUUAUCAUUUUGUAACGCUAGCCUGCUAGGUAGAAAUAAAUCUCUGGAGUGAAACAGAGGAAUCACAAAUCUUCAAAUUUAGGCCAAGUAGUUAAAGAAUGCCCUUUUAAAUGUUGGAGAUAACUCAAGUAAUUUCCUUUCAUUAGUUAUAAUGACAUCAUUAGAAAUUGGGCUUCAUAAAAAGUGUUUAUUUCCUUGUAGUAUCCUAGUUCAAGCAUAUAUUCAACAUGAGUUUUAUCAUCCUCCUAGAUGGAAUAUCUUCCUUAUGGAAAUGUUCACUACAAAUUCAUUUGUGUUUUUUUACAUGUCAGUAGUGUACACUAAAUUGACUUUUAGAAUGUUUUCCAGUUAUUUGAUAGAUAUCAUCAUGGCAUCCUUAAUUUUUUUUUUCUCCUUCUGUAUGUAGGGUAAGGGACUAUUCUUCUGAAGAAUCUUUCCAUUUAGUGAUCAAGAUAUGGAAGCUGGUCUCUGAAAAUACUCAAUAUGUAUCCCAGUUACUCAUGGUAUCAUUUGAAUUGUAACCUGCAUUUUAGCAAUGUUUCCAAUUAUUGGGAAAACUUAAUAAAAUGUGCCUCUUGUUACC
Molecule: messenger RNA, 6570 nt
Organism: Callorhinus ursinus (northern fur seal)
Lineage: Eukaryota; Metazoa; Chordata; Mammalia; Carnivora; Otariidae
Source: RefSeq, a predicted model, not a curated record